CUGAGACAACAAGCGAAGAUGGCCGGCGAACUUCGGUGGGACAAUCAGGUUGUGGUGGUCACAGGAGCUGGCGGAGGACUUGGAAAGGCUUACGCUACGUUCUUCGCAUCGAGAGGAGCCAACGUCGUUGUCAACGACCUUGGCGGAAGCUUCAAGGGCGAGGGUGGCGGAAGCGCAGCCGCCGACAAGGUCGUCGAUGAGAUCCGUGCCGCUGGAGGCAAGGCCGUAGCCAACUACGACAGUGUUGAGAAUGGCGAGGCGAUCAUACAGACCGCCAUCCAGAACUACGGCCGGAUCGAUGUGCUGAUCAACAAUGCCGGAAUCUUGCGUGAUAUCAGCUUCAAGAACAUGAAGGACCAAGACUGGGAUUUGAUCAUGAAAGUUCACGUCAUUGGCGCAUACAAGUGUGCACGCGCGGCAUGGCCCUACUUUCGGAAGCAGAAGUACGGUCGUGUCAUUAACACGUCGAGUGCGGCAGGCCUCUUUGGCUCCUUCGGACAGUGCAACUAUUCCGCAGCGAAGCUCAGUCAAGUUGGUUUCACAGAGACACUGGCGAAAGAAGGUUUGAAGUACAACAUUCUCUGCAACGUCAUUGCGCCAAUCGCGGCGAGCCGAAUGACCGCUACUGUCAUGCCACCAGAGGUAUUGGACAAGCUCAAGCCCGAGUGGGUCGUACCUCUUGUCGCCGUGCUUACUCACUCCUCGAACGAGACUGAGACUGGCUCGAUCUUCGAAGCUGGCGGAGGGCACAUGGCAAAGCUGAGAUGGGAGCGCGCAAAGGGUACGAUACUCAGGGCAGACGACACCUUCACGCCCGCGGCGCUCUUGAAGAAGUGGGACGGUGUGAGCAACUUCUCGGAGCCUAGCUAUCCUACUGGCCCCGCGAACUUCUUGGAGCUACUUGAGGAUGCACAAAAGCUACCUGCAAACCCGCCUGCGGAGCAGAUCUCGUUCAACGGCAAGGUUGCGCUUGUGACGGGUGGCGGCGCCGGAUUGGGGCGCAUCUAUUGUUUAGCCUUCGCGAAGUACGGUGCCAAAGUGGUUGUCAACGACUUGGUCAACCCGGACAACGUUGUGGCUGAGAUCAAGAAGAUGGGUGGCGAGGCUGUUGGUGUCAAGGCCAGCGCUGAGGAUGGUGAAACUGUUGUCAAGGGCGCUAUCGACGCGUUCGGACGUAUCGACAUUAUUGUCAACAAUGCUGGCAUUCUGCGAGACAAGGCGUUCACAAACAUGGACGACAAGCUGUUCCACCAAGUCCUCGACGUGCAUUUGCGGGGUACGUACAAGGUCAGCAAGGCUGCUUGGCCAUAUAUGCUGAAGCAGAAGUACGGCCGCAUCGUCAACACCACCUCCACCUCCGGCAUCUACGGUAACUUCGGCCAAGCGAACUACGCUGCAGCAAAGUCCGGUAUUCUCGGCUUCUCCCGCGCUCUCGCCAGAGAAGGUGCGAAGUACAAUAUCUACGUCAACACGAUUGCGCCCAAUGCUGGAACUGCCAUGACCGCUACGAUCAUGCCGGAAGAAUUGGUCCAAGCUUUCAAGCCGGACUAUGUCGCUCCCGCGGUACUCCUUCUCUGCUCUGAUAAGGUUCCUGCUCCCCCAACUGGCCGUCUGUUCGAAGUUGGCUCUGGCUGGGUCGCUGAAACCCGCUGGCAACGCAGUGGUGGAGCACAGUUCCCCGUCGAUGUUACGCUUACUCCCGAAGCCGUUAAGUCUAAGUUGCAACAGCUGUUGAACUUUGAGGAUGGCCGGGCCGACCAUCCUGAGGAUCCGUCUGCGGGUACGGAGAAGAUCAUGGCAAACAUCGAGAAUCUCAGCCAAAAGCCCGCGAAGAAGUCUCAAGGUGCCUAUGGCAAGGUUGAUGAGGGUGUACUUGCAGCCAUUGAGAAGGCGAAGAGUGCGAAGGCGCAAGGUACUGACUUCAUCUACGAUGAGAGGGAUGUGAUUCUUUACAAUCUCGGCGUUGGAGCGAAGCGUACUGACCUUCCGCUCGUGUUCGAGAAUGACGAGAACUUCAUGGUGCUCCCUACCUUUGGUGUGGUCCCAACAUUCAACGCUGUGGCGCCUUUUAGCAUGGGUGAAGUCGUGCCAAACUUCUCGCCUAUGAUGCUUCUGCACGGCGAGCAGUACCUCGAGAUCCGAACGUUCCCUAUCCCAACCGAAGCCACGACGACUUCAUACCCGAAACUUGUCGAAGUGGUGGACAAGGGCAAUGCGGGCAUUGUGGUUACGGGCAGCACUACCAUCGACAAGAAGAGCGGUCGCGAGCUCUUCUACAACGAAUCUACCGUCUUUAUCCGUGGCUCUGGCGGCUUCGGUGGUGCACCCAAGGGCUCAGACCGCGGCGCAGCGACACGCGUCUACAAGACUCCUUCUCGCGCCCCAGAUGCCGUGGUUGAGGAGAAGACGACCGAAGAGCAAGCAGCCAUCUAUCGUCUCUCCGGCGACCGGAAUCCACUGCACAUUGACCCAGAGUUCAGCAAGGUCGGCGGCUUCAAGACGCCCAUUCUGCACGGACUCUGCUUCUUCGGCAUCGCUGGUAAGGCGGUGCUACGGAGUUUCGGCAUGUUCAAGAACAUCAAGGUUCGGUUUGCGGGCGUUGUCUUGCCGGGGCAGACGCUUGUGACGGAGAUGUGGAAGGAGGGCAAUGUGGUUAUUUUCCAAACAAAGGUCAAGGAGACGGGCAAGCUGUGCAUCGCUGGUGCUGGGGCAGAACUCAUGAAUGGUGCAGCGAAGCCGAAGCUUUGAGGGUUGGGCAGUGACUGUUUGAUGGCUUGUGUAUAGGCAUAAUUGGCGUAGUAUGUUGUUUCUGAAUGGUCACCCAAAGAUAAUCGUGGAAAGCAGUUACCUCGGUCAUACGUGCCGACAGCGCGGCUGAGAGCACACGCAAUGCGACC
This is a messenger RNA of Baudoinia panamericana UAMH 10762, 2897 nucleotides long. RefSeq lists its product as uncharacterized. Gene Ontology annotation, molecular function: oxidoreductase activity. The record is from RefSeq and is a predicted model, not a curated record. NCBI's taxonomy places the organism in Eukaryota, Fungi, Ascomycota, Dothideomycetes, Mycosphaerellales, Teratosphaeriaceae. The transcript is spliced from 3 exons. The coding region runs from base 19 to 2748 and encodes 909 amino acids.